AUGGCGAUCACUGAGCGGCAGAAUCCGAGUGCGGAGAGGAAGCUGUUCAGGCUGUGUCCGUUCUGGCAGAGGAGAAGCACCACCUCGUCUCCUCCGUCUUCAACACAGAACCCGAGUCAAAACUACCGCAGCCGCCAUGGAAUUCGGAAUUCGGAUGUCUCCGGCGUUCCCAAGCCGUCCUCCGCCUUGACUGUCUCUUCCGUCGCGAGAUCAAUUCUGCCGGCUCGCCGUCGUCUCCGACUAGAUCCUUCCAGUUACCUCUAUUUCCCUUAUGAACCUGGUAAACAAGUGCGGAGCGCAAUCAAGCUUAAAAACACUAGCAAAUCUCAUACUGCAUUUAAGUUCCAAACAACUGCACCAAAAAGUUGCUACAUGCGUCCUCCUGGUGGAGUUUUGGCUCCAGGAGAGAGCGUCUUUGCAACUGUGUUCAAGUUCGUUGAACACCCAGAGAACAAUGAGAAGCAGCAGUUGAACCAGAAGAGCAAGGUUAAGUUUAAGAUUAUGAGCCUGAAAGUGAAACCAGGUGUAGAGUAUGUGCCCGAGUUGUUUGAUGAGCAAAAGGAUCAAGUAACAGUGGAGCGUGUGCUUCGGGUGAUUUUUAUUGAUGCGGACCGCCCAAGUGCUGCAAUGGAGAAAUUGAAACGUCAAUUGGAUGAAGCUGAAGCUGCGGUGGAAGAAAGAAAGAAGCCACCACCACCAGAGACAGGGCCUCGUGUGGUCGGGGAGGGUCUUGUCAUAGACGAAUGGAAGGAGAGAAGAGAGAAGUAUCUUGCUCGACAACAAGUCGAAGCCGUUGAUUCUUCGUCCUAA
Molecule: messenger RNA, 810 nt
Organism: Microthlaspi erraticum
Lineage: Eukaryota; Viridiplantae; Streptophyta; Magnoliopsida; Brassicales; Brassicaceae
Source: the annotation of a GenBank genome assembly